Messenger RNA from Symbiodinium pilosum, 531 nucleotides. The record is from the annotation of a GenBank genome assembly. Lineage: Eukaryota; Dinophyceae; Suessiales; Symbiodiniaceae.
GUCGCAUCACUGGCCGAAUUGGAGGAGGUCUUGAGGUUUGGCUGGGCGCAGAGUGCUGCGACACGUGGAGACCCCAGCAAGAAGGACAUCGUUGUCACCCUGACUCUGCAGUCUCGCAGCCCUUCGGGUGACCUGUGCCGUCGGAAGCUCACUUUGGUUAAGUGCCGGGGCUGCGAAAAGGUGGCAAAAACUGGUGCCACUGGGGAGCGGCUCCAGGAAGGCGCCCUUCUUGCCCAGUCCUCAGCAUCCCUUGGGCGAGUGAUCAUUGCGCUUACAAGCGGGAGCCGCCUCAUCCCAUAUCGGGACGGCCAGCUCACACGUCUGUUGACUGAGUCUUUGGGGGGGAACACCAAAACGAUAUGGAUUGCGCACGUGCUUCCCGUAGACUACGCCCACAGCGAGACUUUGGCAGUGCUGCGCCUUGCAAAUCGCGUGGCCAGCAUCGUGAACAAGCCCCUUGCGCUGGGCACGGAACCACCCGACCCUACUCCUUGUGUUCUUUUCGCUGAAGCAACGUGGCUGCGCCGGUGA